CCACCCAUCAGGUUUUUCCCGCUCACUGGCUCCACGCGCGAUCCGCGCGGCUUUCUGUGGUUCUGCGCAUGCCCAUUGCGUAGCUCCCGCCCCUGCUCUCCGGUUCCGCGCAUGCUCUGUUAAGCUCCCCGGCUCUCAUGUCCUACUCCUACCCCGCGCUGUGGAAGGUUCUGGCCGGGGCAGCCCUCUGUCUGUCACUGGAGAUGAUGUUCCGCUGUAUCCGCCGGAGGCGGCGGCGACCACUGCGGGAGGUACUCUUCUUCCCGGCUCCGCUCUCCUGCACGGAGCCAGUGCUGUCCCCGGGCCUCAGCUGCCCGUGCCCUCUUCCUCACACGGACACCGCCCUCUGUCGGCUCCUGCGGCUGCUCUUGGGGGCCCAGCGCAGCCUGGAGGUCUGCGUGUUCACUGUGUCCAGCCAGCCACUGGCCCGGGCCGUGCUCCAGCUUCACCACCGUGGAGUCCGGGUACGAGUCAUCUCUGACAGCGACUACAUGGCGUCCCACGGCUCCCAGAUCGGGGUCCUGAGGCAGGAAGGGGUUGUGGUGCGACACAACCAGUCAGAGGGUUACAUGCACCACAAGUUUGCGAUUUUGGACAAGUCGGUGGUUAUCACGGGUUCCCUGAACUGGACCGUGCAGGCUGUCCACACCAACAAGGAAAACGUUCUCAUCAGCGAUGACCAGGCGUACGUUCAGGCGUACCUGGAGGAGUUCGAGCGGCUCUGGGAGGAGUACGACCCGGCGACUUACGAUUUCUUCCCAGAAAAAGACCAGAAAUGAUAGAAUUCUGCAGAUCCCAGUUGGUUUAUUCCCAUUCGUGCCUCUAACGCUGGAGAUGUAUGCUGUACAGAGGAGUCUCCGGGCAGCAAUUAACUUUUAGGUUUGAUUCUAUCCUCUGUACCGUUUUAAAAAAAAAAAAAUAAAAAGUUACCCUUUGAAAG
Spea bombifrons (plains spadefoot toad) is the source of this 940-nucleotide messenger RNA. It is a transcript of the gene PLD6, whose product is annotated as phospholipase D family member 6. Gene Ontology annotation, biological process: piRNA processing. NCBI's taxonomy places the organism in Eukaryota, Metazoa, Chordata, Amphibia, Anura, Pelobatidae. Gene Ontology annotation, cellular component: mitochondrion. Bases 138 to 779 code for a protein of 213 amino acids. Gene Ontology annotation, molecular function: RNA endonuclease activity producing 5'-phosphomonoesters, hydrolytic mechanism. The transcript has 2 exons. The record is from RefSeq and is a predicted model, not a curated record.